Molecule: messenger RNA, 1896 nt
Organism: Colletotrichum higginsianum IMI 349063
Lineage: Eukaryota; Fungi; Ascomycota; Sordariomycetes; Glomerellales; Glomerellaceae
Exons: 2
Coding region: 1-1896 (631 amino acids)
Biological process (GO): transcription initiation at mitochondrial promoter
Cellular component (GO): mitochondrial DNA-directed RNA polymerase complex; mitochondrial matrix
Molecular function (GO): mitochondrial transcription factor activity
Source: RefSeq, a predicted model, not a curated record
AUGCGCCGUCUCCUGACGCGGACGAUGGCGAAGAAGGCACCGACCGCAACGAGGAUCAGCAGGGCAAUCCUCAAGACGUCGACAGAAACGGCAAAGGAACUCGCCGCGACGGGCGUAUGGCGGACAUCGGGAGAUACGUUGAAGCUGUCAAAAGCCGAAAAGGCUCUGAAGGAAAAGGGGGCGACAAAGGGGAAAAAGCCCAAGAAGCCCGUCGGCGACAAGGCGCGCGUCAACGUUGUCAGCGAGAAGCUGUGCGAUGACAUUAUCAAGUACGUCGGCCCGUCGCUCGAACGGCACCGCGGCUGCGACCUCAUCGACAUCAACCCGGGCGUCGGCCUCUGGAGCCGCCAGCUGCACGACUUCCUCGAACCGCGGUCGCACACCCUCAUGGAGCCCGACGCCGAUCUCUACGCGCCCUUCCUCCAGCCCCUCCUCGACCGGCCGAACACGCAGCUGCUGAAGCAGUCGGGCAUCGUGUGGAAGGAGCUCAGCGACGUGCUGGAGCGGCUCGAGGGCCAGACCCAGGCGGCUCAGCCGAGCGGGCCCGCCGCCGCGCCGGAGCGCAACGACACGCUGCUCGUGACGGCGAACCUGUCGUACCACCCGAAGAAGCGGUAUCGCCUGUUCGAAUCGGUGACGCAGCUCGUCAUGUACCAGCUGCUCAACAGCAUCCGCACCAGCUCGCUGUUCCAGCGGUACGGCCUCGUGCGCAUGCUCGUCUGGGUGGGCCCCGAGGAGCCGCGCAGGCUGCUGCCCAGGAACAUGCAGGAGAGGAGGAAGAUGGGCAUCGAGGGCGAGCUCUCGUGCGAGUGGAUCACCGAGGUCGCCAGCAGGGACGCCAAGGUGGAGAGCAACGAGUCGGCCUGGUUCGUGCGUGACCGGUGGAUCGAGUUGGACGCCGCCAGGGCCGUGGCGGAGCGGAUGGAGGAGGCGGGCCCGACGAUCCCCGAGGGGCGGGAGCACGAGCUCAGGCGGCUGCUCCGGGAGGAGCAGCAGCGGCACGACGCGGUUCGCGUAAAGGCGCCCCAGGCGGGCGUGCAGCCGCCGAUGAUCGUGCGGCCGUUCCUCGCAGAGCUCGACGCGCUCGAAAAGGGGCUGCAGGAGGGCAAGUUCGUGCCGCCGGACUCGUCCAUGAAGACCAGAGCGUCCAAGGAGUGGAACCGGCUCAUGGUGCUCCGGCACCAGAAGGACCAGCUGGCGCAGGGGUCCACGACGUACCUGAGGCUCUUGACGGAGCUGCGGAGGAUCGGGGAGCUGCGGCAGUCGGGCGCGCUCAAGGACGGCGAGCUCGAGGCGAGCAUCUCGGAGUGGAACGAGGAGGUCGGGGCGCUCGGCAAGAACCACUUGAGCGACUUCCGGAUCGUCCGCGACAACCUGCACCUGUUCCUGCAGGACCCGCCGGCGCUGCACUGGGACCGGCGGGCGUACGACCCGCUGGCGGUGCGGGCGGACGAGUUCUUCCCCAACGUCGAGUGCACGCUGCUCGACAUCCAGCCCAAGCCGAUCCACCCGCUGCUGCGGCAGAAGGGGCCCGGCACGUCGCGGGCGGGCGACAUCUUCGAGCUGCUGCUGCAAUCUAUGCUCAUGUCGGGCAUGGACCCGGUCAGCAAGGCGGUGGCGCGCAUCUGGCCCGGGGCGGUGGAGUGGAUCCUGCCGCGGUGCCCGAGCCUGCGGGACCCGAAAGGGGGCGGGAUGCCGGGGGAGGGGCACAGUGAGCUGACCGUGCGGCUGCUCAACGAGAGGCAGUGGAUGGAGCUGCUCGAGGCCUUCAUGUCGUGGCCGUUCCGGCCGUCGUACGAGGAGCUGAUUGGGCGGAUAGCGGAAGACGUCGAGUAUGCCGAUGACGAGAACACCGGGGCCGGCAGCAGCUUCUCGGCCGACUCGAUGUUGUCGUAA